GAUUUGCGUCUCUUUGAUAUUUUUUCACUCAUGUAAAGACAUCGUCAGUUUUAAGUACACAUGCAGAGUGUCGCAUAUUUUGAUUUAUAAAUUGCGCCCACGGCCGUAAAAGUGAAUGUUCUUUGCGUUUCAAAGCAUAUGCACGCUACUUUUCCCUAUAAUAGCUCUAAAACGUCAUUGUUGUUUCGGAUUUCAAACAUUUCGGUUGAGCAUCACUGAAGAGACAUUAUUUGUCGAAAUGCGCAUCUGGUGCAUCAAAAUUGGUAUAAGUUUUACAAUAUAAUAAUAUCAGUCCUGGAUUUUAAGGUCAUACUCGAACUAUCCAUAAUUCUCACUUCUAAAUUCCGGAACUUGACGAAGUCAGUUACAACCUAUAUUAUAUGUUUUGAGUUUCAAGCGGGUCGGGAUUGCGAUUUGAACCCGGGCCUCAAAGUUAGCGCACUACGCUACAGCUUUAAGGGUGGCCAAGGGGUAGCACAUGGUUAAUCUAACAGAAUUUACUUCUACUACACCAUAUAUUGUUUGAGCUAUCUGUUUUCUAAAAAAAAAAACAAAAAAAAAAAACAAAAAAAAACUUUGAAUUGUAGGGGAAGUAAAACCAAAGAAAAAGAGGUUCCUGCAGAGAAAAGCCGAACAUAGAAAACAAGAACUUCAUGAACCAGAAAGUGAUAAUUUUGAAGGACGAAAAAAUGAUCACCAUUUGACAUCAGAAGAGAACGAAGAUGCUAAACCUGGCGUUCAUCAAAUUUCCAAUAACGAUCUGGUGGACGAGAAUACUGUCCAAACACCUGCCGAUAUCGGAAUGAGUAUUAAAGGACUUAGUAAAUAUCAUUGAAUCUAAAUAAUAUGAUUUAACAAAGGAGCGGUAUAUUGUCCUUGCCUUUAGUUUGAUAGCAUUGUAAUAUUGUAUAAUGUUAAAUAUUCUACUGUUAUUGUAAAGAUGAAUCUGACGACGAACAUGAUGAAAAUCAAGAAUCAGAGAAAAGGCACCGAAGACAGAAUGAUACAAUUGCAGCGGAAGAUAUACGAAUACGACUGAAGUACCCAGAUCAAGAACAAUCAGGUAGUAUAAAAUGACUGGUCUCUAAUUAUUAGGACCAUCAGCACUAUUCAUCAAUGAAAUGACACUCGGUACUUUUCCCGUCCAACAGUGAAAUGAAUGUCAAUUUAUCAACAUUAUUUUUAGAGUGGAACAAUCCACAAUCGUUCAAGGAUAAUGAACACGGAGAAAACAGACAGGAGGGUGCUACUGAAGAGGAGGAGUCUGGUGGCAAUGGAUAUGAAAAUGCGGAAUCUGGUAAUGCAAACCAAACACCAGAUGAUACACGUAUAAAAGAAGGCAAUUGUGUAUUAUUUAACACCACCAAAAGCAAAAUAAAGCACAAAUAUCGAAAUGGUUUUUCUUUUCAAAUGCUAAAAAUAGAAAUAAUUUCUUACCAUUGUCAAGAUUCUGGUGAUGAAUCAUCCAGUUCAAGUGGUACAGAUUCUGACAGUGAAACAUUCAGUUCAAAUACCGGUACCAGCGACGAGGACAAAUGUCGGGAAAAAGUAGGCUCUAAUGAAGCGCUAGAAAUCUUUAAUGACAUUGGUGAAGACAACCUCAGCAAGAACGAAAAUGGAAAAUAUGAAUGGCAAUGGAGAAACGAAAACGGCUGGGAGGAAGGACGAAAACACGAGUCGACCAACCUACAAGAUGUUUUAAGGACUCGGAAAAAUGAAAAAGGUUUCAUCAUAAAGACUAAAAACGGAUAUAAAUGGAAACUCCUACCGGAAGAAUCCAUAAUUGAAGACAAUACAAGCACCAAUAUCCCUGAGGGCGGAGGUAACGAUGAUUUAAACAGCAAGAACUACGUGGAAAAUACCGUGCAGUCUUUCGUGGAAAAGAACAGAAAAAUUAUAUUCAUUGGACCAGUAGGAUCUGGGAAAAGUGCAACUAUAAAUACAUUGCUUGGAGAGAAUAGAGCCCCCUCGGAGAAUAACUUGAAAGCAAAUUCACUGACGAAAGAAAUUACAGAGUAUGAGUCGGAAUAUGGAAUACUAUUUGACACGCCCGGGUUAUCGGAUGAAAGUUUACCAUCCGUGUUGAAUUACAUGGACAGAAAUCCACCAGAUGUCAUUGUUCUUGUCUUUGCUGCGAGUAGAUUAAGAUCUAGCCAAAAGGAAGCUAUCCAACAAAUAAAAUUCAAGCUUGGGACAUAUUUUAGUAAAGCUUUCUUAUUGCUCACUAAAGGCGGGGAUCUACAAGACAAUGAACAUGACUUCAUUGACAACGAGAAAAGCGAAGAAAUAUGUUCACUAUAUAGCAGUGUUGGUAAGCGAUGUGUUGUGUUUGAAAAUGGGGCAUCUAUGGAAGAAAAACAAAAGUACAUUUGCAAAUUUAAGGACAGUAUUCGGCAAAUUCUGAACCAUGAAGAAGAUUCAUCCACAAGUUUGAUGGACAGCUUGCUCGAUUUUAUUUAAAAAAUCAAGAAUAGCCUUCCUUUCAAGAAACAGGGUCCCCCUCACUGAUUUAUAUACAAAAUCAUGAACGAAUUAGAUGGAAAGACAACGAAAGACAAAUAGACUUACAAAAGAGUUGUAAUUUUUUCGUAAAACGUCUUCAUUAACAGUGAAAUACAAAAUUGUUGAACAAGAGAUUGCAUAGAGAAAAAUGUAUGUGUAUUUAUGUUUAAAACAUCAUACUUUUCUGUACAAAUCAUGGCUUUUAGACGGUUAAUCACAUAGGCAAGUCUCUGAUUUUAAGCCACCUUCAUUUCUAAAUCACAUCUGUACACAUGUGUUAAUUGAUAGCGAUGAUUUAUAACUAGACAUAGUAGGACUGAUGUGAUAUGACAUACACUAACAAUGUUAUAUGCGUUUGUAAUAAAUCAUUGAAAAGCA
This is a messenger RNA of Ostrea edulis (European flat oyster), 2880 nucleotides long. RefSeq lists its product as uncharacterized. The transcript is spliced from 10 exons. Gene Ontology annotation, molecular function: GTP binding. The record is from RefSeq and is a predicted model, not a curated record. The coding region runs from base 1156 to 2460 and encodes 434 amino acids. Lineage: Eukaryota; Metazoa; Mollusca; Bivalvia; Ostreida; Ostreidae.